Molecule: messenger RNA, 1686 nt
Organism: Candidozyma haemuli
Lineage: Eukaryota; Fungi; Ascomycota; Pichiomycetes; Serinales; Metschnikowiaceae
Gene: RCK2
Product: serine/threonine protein kinase
Exons: 1
Coding region: 1-1686 (561 amino acids)
Biological process (GO): protein phosphorylation
Molecular function (GO): ATP binding; protein kinase activity
Source: RefSeq, a predicted model, not a curated record
AUGUUUGAUAACUUGAAGGCAUUCAUUAGACACGGAAAAUCAGCAAAUCCUAACAACCCUACCCAAAAGACCGAUAUGUCCCAUACGCAAGUCAAGGACCAAGGCGCCUUGGCUGAUGCUGAAGCUGACAUGAUAGAUGCUUCGGAGUCUACUUUCGCUGGCCAUUCUACACUCCCAUCCGACUUGGACUUUUCCGAUGGCACUUCUGGUUCUUCCCAGGAUGAUGUCGAAAGAUGCAAGAAGCAUGCUCCAACUGAAUGCACCCCUCUGCUGGACCAUCAGCACAAGAAGCAGGUCAUCGACCGUCAUGAAAAACAGCAAAACGACUUCCAGAACCAAGACUUCAAUAACGAAGCCUACGCUCAGAAUAUCGACAACUACGAAUAUGCAUCAAAGAUCGUUGAAGAAGAACGCAGACAAAGAAAGAAGCAACUGAAGUACCCAAACCUCCACCUGUACGAAAUGAUGGAGAAGCUUGGAGACGGUGCUUUCUCUGUGGUUUUCAAGGCUCGUCACCGUGAGUCUGGUCGUCAUGUUGCUAUCAAGGUUCUUCGUAAGUACCAGAUGGAUAACGCUCAAAAGCAGGCCGUGCUUAAGGAGGUCAUAAUAAUGAGACAGCUCAAGCACCCAAACAUCGUUAACUUCAUCGAGUUUAUUGAGAGUGAGCCUUACUAUUACAUUGUUCAAGAGCUUGUGGGCGGUGGUGAGAUCUUCACCGCCAUCGUCAACUACACAUACCUUUCUGAGAACUUAGCUCGUCACGUCAUUUACCAGACCGCUUUAGCUGUGCGUCAUUUGCAUGAGGAGGUUGGCAUUGUUCACAGAGAUAUUAAACCGGAGAACUUGCUUUUCGUCCCAACAGAGUUUAAGCCUUCGUACAAUCCGAUCGCCAAGUUGAGACGCUCGGAUGAUCCAAAGACGAAGAAGGACGAAGGUGAGUUCACUCCAGGUGUCGGUGGUGGUACCAUCGGAACUGUGAAACUCGCUGACUUUGGUCUCUCUAAGCAAAUCUGGGGUCACAACACUAAGACGCCGUGCGGUACAGUUGGUUAUACUGCCCCAGAAAUUGUGCGUGACGAACGCUAUUCCAAGGAAGUUGAUAUGUGGGCCCUUGGGUGCGUUCUUUACACUGUUUUGUGUGGUUUCCCUCCCUUCUACGACGAGAGGAUCGAAACCCUCACGGAAAAAGUUGCAAGAGGCGAAUACACUUUCUUAGCUCCUUGGUGGGACGAAAUCAGCGCUGGCGCAAAAUACUGUGUUUCUCGUCUCUUAACAGUGGACCCUACUCAACGUUAUACGAUCGACGAGCUUCUCCAAGACCCAUGGUUGAGGGAGGCCGGCAGAGCGUUCGAGUCUCCAUCCAAACCCAAGCAGCCAAAGUAUUCUUCUCAAAUCGGCAGAUUGAACCUGAGCAUGUACAGACAAGAGUUGUAUUCGCCAGCUGCAAAUGCUAUGCGUGAUGCUUUCGACAUUUCAGCUGCCGUUCACCGUGCUGGUGAAGAGAACGCUCUCCACAACCCUGGUCGCAACAACCUCCCAGACAUGGUCGAGGAAGAAGAAGAUGCAGACUACAGUUUCAAGUCUCGUAUCCAUGAAGACACUCACGAUGCUGAAAAGAAUAUGUUCGACUUGAACUUGCAUGGUGCGUCGAUCUUGGAAAGAAGAAAGAACAAGCCACUUUACUAA